AUGAACGAAACGCAAUGGCCCUUGCUCGGACUUUUCUCCAUCUUGAUCAUCUUGGCUCUAUUCGGUAACCUGCUUGUCUGUGCUGCCAUAUUAUGGGACCGAUCACUACGGAAGCAGCCAGAAAAUCUGUUCUUGGUAUCACUAGCAGUUUCGGAUUUGUUGGUAUCAGUGUUGGUUAUGGUGUUUGCUGCAGUGAAUGAUAUAUUGGGGUACUGGCCGUUUGGUCAAUUCUACUGUCAGUUUUGGAUCAGUUUUGACAUUACUACCUGCACAGCUAGCAUUUUGAAUCUUUGUGCAAUUUCUCUGGAUAGAUAUUGGCAUAUCAGUAGACCAAUGGUGUAUAUAAGAUAUUGUAACCGCCGUCGGAUAAAUUAUGUGAUAGUUUUGGUUUGGCUGAUCUCUGCCGGCAUCGGAGCAGCCCCACUUGGAUUUGACUUUGGAUCGAAAGUCACUAUCAAUACUCUCACGGGUCUGCCAGUUUGUGAGAUGAGACUACCACUACCGUAUGCCAUCUCCAGUUCAAUGGCUUCAUUUUUCUUACCAGCCAUGGUUAUGGUUAUCUUAUACACAAAAUUAUAUUUAUACGCUCGCAAACAUGUGAGAAGUAUUAAAACUCAACUUCAACAAGCGACAUCGUUCUUGAUAAUGCAACUUGCAUCGGAAAAGAUACGCGAGGUAACGGCCGCAACUCUGAAGGGUGAAGCUCUCCUGCCUCCCGACUCGCCGGCUACCGAACGGACGACGAUGACCGUCUCGAGGCAUUACUCGCGUCGUUCGACCACAACCACAACAGCGACACCACGACGUGGAGACAAUAAAACUAGUUCGCAGAAUAAGGUUGAAUCAAUUCGCUCUUCAAUUUUCUCAAAACUCAAUUUCUUGUGUCCGGCGAGAUUCAAGAAUCAACGGUCUCCGCAAGAUCCUCACACUCCGGCAGCUCAUAAUCGUUCAAACAUCAGCGAUCAAAAAGCGCGUCUCACACUCGGAGUUAUUAUGGGAACCUUUCUUGUUUGUUGGCUUCCGUUCUUCACUGUCAACAUACUUCGAGCAUGGCUACCCGAGAUUUUCAGCUCAAAAACCAUUAUGGCAGUUACAUGGCUUGGAUAUGCAAAUUCUUCUGCUAAUCCUUUGAUCUACAGUAUUUUCAACCGAGACUUCAGAAGAGCAUUCAAGAAGAUUAUCGUAAAGGUGUUCGGGUGCUGUUGGGAAGAACCUGAUCUCAAUAAGUCAAUCUCGUCAAGAUAUGCUGCGCCUGACCAGAUUGAGCGUCGUAGAUCAUGCACAAGAUCGUCGGAAUCGGCACAUGACAACAAUAAUGAUGCCAAUGCAACUCGAUUGAAUCUUCUGUCGAAUAAUAACGAGGAAACCAUUCCUGAAUGA
Caenorhabditis remanei is the source of this 1380-nucleotide messenger RNA. RefSeq lists its product as uncharacterized. The transcript is spliced from 9 exons. The record is from RefSeq and is a predicted model, not a curated record. Gene Ontology annotation, biological process: adenylate cyclase-activating adrenergic receptor signaling pathway. Bases 1 to 1380 code for a protein of 459 amino acids. Gene Ontology annotation, cellular component: membrane. Gene Ontology annotation, molecular function: G protein-coupled receptor activity. Lineage: Eukaryota; Metazoa; Nematoda; Chromadorea; Rhabditida; Rhabditidae.